CUCUUAUUGCCUGGCAUUCUGAGAGUCACAAUGGCCCAGGUAUUGGUCCGGAACCCUGCAUGUUCAUCCUGCAUUUUCCAAGCAGAGAAAACCAGCCCGUUGAAAAUAUCCUGCCAAGUCAUUUGGGGAUUUGUGGCAGAAACUCCAGUCUUGUGUCUGGACAUGGACCAUUUCUGGGGAAAACUGAGAGCUUUGCUAAAAGGAAGAGGGGAAAGCGGGGGCGCAUGUAUCCAGUGAUAUUUUCCCAUCUGGUACUUUGUAGAAGCCUUGCUCCCAGUAUGUACCUAAUUAAGGCUCCACAGACCUACGAGGCCCCAAGAGAGAGUGGUUACAUCAGUGCAGUCCUCAGCAGAACUGAGGAAAGAGCUUCAUCGUCCAAAACUGAGGAAAUGCCCAGAUUAACACAGAGGGUUUCUGUGUCUCCUGAAUACCUUCUUCUUCCCCCUCGCCAUGGUGGGUGUGACAAGAUCAGCUGGCUUCCAGAAGGCAAGGUGUUCAGUCAUGUUCAAAGAGAGAAGAUUAGCUCCAAGUUUUUUACGGAAAUCAUUCUAAAGAAAGUGUUCCGUUCACAACAAAUGAGGUGGGAGGGGUCUGACGACCAGAAAGGGACUUCAGGUUACACCUUUCCUGGCACCAGAAAGCCGACGACGGACCUGAAACUGACCGGAUGGGCUUGGUGUCAACAAGGAUGCCUCUUCUUCUAUGUUAAUAUAUUGUACAAGCAUAGAUAUAACUUUACAUGUAUCAAUGCGUAUGUAUUUUAGCUUAGUCUGGAGGACUACGUACCGGGCGGUGCUCCUGGCUUGA
Pan troglodytes (chimpanzee) is the source of this 807-nucleotide messenger RNA. RefSeq lists its product as uncharacterized. NCBI's taxonomy places the organism in Eukaryota, Metazoa, Chordata, Mammalia, Primates, Hominidae. The record is from RefSeq and is a predicted model, not a curated record. The coding region runs from base 60 to 764 and encodes 234 amino acids. The transcript is spliced from 3 exons.